Molecule: messenger RNA, 1677 nt
Organism: Aspergillus bombycis
Lineage: Eukaryota; Fungi; Ascomycota; Eurotiomycetes; Eurotiales; Aspergillaceae
Exons: 1
Coding region: 1-1677 (558 amino acids)
Source: RefSeq, a predicted model, not a curated record
AUGCGCUUUCUUCCCGUCAACUUGACGACAAUCCUCGUGGAGCUCCCCGGUCUCCAGGAGACUCGGGCGCUUCAUACUUCCCUGCAAUCCUGCCCAGUAGAUGGCAUCGAGGAGAUGAUUCCUGCUGCCCGCACCCUGCUCGUGCACUUCGAUCCCGAAAGCGUAAGCGCGGAGGCCUUGGCCACCGAACUUCGCCAGCGAGACCUGUCCCUCAUCAGCGCCGGAUCGGACUGUCAGAUAGAAAUCCCCGUCUGUUAUGACGGCGUGGAUCUGGACAACAUUGCGCAACUGACAGGCUUCAGCGUGGAAGAGGUUAUUCGUCGCCACAAGGAGAGCGAGUUCACGGUGGCAUUUUGCGGUUUUGCGCCCGGCUUCAGCUAUCUGAAUGGCGGCGAUCCCGCGCUGUUCGUGCCGCGCCAUCAGACUCCACGGACCCGCAUCCCAGCUGGCUCGGUAGCCAUGGCGGGGCCCUUUAGCGGCAUCUAUCCACAGAGCAGUCCCGGUGGAUGGCAGCUCAUUGGCAGGACGUCGGCCAAAAUGUGGGACACAAAUCGGACCCCAAGCGCGCUUCUCCAACCGGGUUAUCGGGUCAAAUUUGUGCAGGUGGAUGAUCUUGAAACCGCUGGAGUGAACACUACUCCUGCAAUUGAACACGAUGAUCCUCCUGCUUCUGCUUCUGGAUCAAUCAAUCGUCCAGAGGAAACGCCAGUACUGAGGCAGACGGCCGGCCACGCCCGCCCACAUUUCAAAGUUUUGACGGCGCCAAUCCCGGCUCUUUUUCAAGAUCUCGGCCGUCCUGGUCAAGCGAAUCAAGGUGUUUCUGCCUCCGGUGUCCUCGAUCGAUCGGCGUUUCGGGCUGCGAACCGCAUAGUGGGGAAUCCAGCUGGGACUGGAUGCCUUGAACUUACGUUAGGUGGCUUUUCAUUUCAGAGCUGCAGUCAGGCGGUCAUCGGCUGCACUGGUGCACCCUGUCCCAUCACGAUUGAGGAUGUAAAAGGCCGGACGACAAAGAUAACAGAAACGCAUCGGCCUAUGUCACUGGAACCGGGGGAUGUCGUAACAUUCGGGCAUCCACGCACAGGAAUGCGAACCUACCUGGCCGUCCGCGGUGGCUUUGAGAUCAGUCCGGUAUUGGGUAGUGUCAGCACGGACACAUUGGCUGCUGUGGGGCCCAUUCCGGUCACCGCUGGAUCUGUACUGACCUUGAGGAACACGCGGGAGGGUCUCUCUAGUGUUUCAAUCCACGAAGCCCCAGCUUUGACUUUACCUACUGCAGAUGACGUGGUGACUCUCGAUGUCGUGCUUGGCCCUCGCACAGACUGGUUUACCCAGCAAGGCCUCAACGCAUUCACGCAGCAGCGCUGGAAAGUGACGGCAGAGUCAAGCCGCACAGGGAUUCGCUUGUCGGGAAAUGUUUCCAUCGAGCGCAAAGAUGACAAGGCGGAACUACCGAGCGAGGGUACGGUCACUGGAGCUAUUCAGGUGGCCCACAAUGGACAACCGGUACUAUUUCUUGCCGAUCAUCCACUAACCGGUGGAUACCCGGUCAUUGGGGCUGUUGCCGAACACCAUUUGGACCUCACUGGCCAGCUCCCUGUGAAUACAAUGGUACAGUUUCGAGCUAUUGGCCCCUGGUCGGAGAUUCAGCCGCACAGCGAUAUGGCCCACACUGCAUAA